This is a messenger RNA of Phytophthora sojae, 960 nucleotides long. RefSeq lists its product as hypothetical. The transcript has 3 exons. Gene Ontology annotation, molecular function: DNA-binding transcription factor activity. NCBI's taxonomy places the organism in Eukaryota, Oomycota, Peronosporomycetes, Peronosporales, Peronosporaceae. The record is from RefSeq and is a predicted model, not a curated record. The coding region runs from base 1 to 960 and encodes 319 amino acids.
AUGCCUGCAGGCUCGGCUGCAACGAGGCCAUGUCUGCGGACUAAGAUUUCGCGCGAGACAGGCGAUGGCGCGCCGCGGCGAGAAAAGUAUCCGCUCGGCCGCAGUGGCCGGUUGGCGCCAGCGCCGCUCGUCGCCGCUCGCCCCCGCCUCCGGCCCGCCUGCGCCCGGAAUCCUGGCCGGCCGGCCGAAAUGCGCCGCGGUCGGAACGAGUCAUUCGCGAAUUCACCCGCCAGCGAGCACCGCCCGAUCCGACCUGCCUCCGCCCGUCCGCCCAAUAUGAUGAGCAGCAUGCCUCCGUUCUCCGCGUGCGCCGCGGUGCCCAGCACGUUCAGUGUUGCGCACCCGCUGCACUGCGGCUCGACGGCCUUCGGCUACCAGCAGCAGCCCAUGACCAUCAACACCUUCGCCGCGCCCGUGGUGGCGUCCCCGUCGCGCCAGCUGGCCUCGCCCACCAUGACCGCCGCCAAGGCGCGCGCCGAGCCCGCGGCCAGCCCCUCCAAGAAGGCCCGCAAGAGCCGCGUCGUGUUCGACUUCACCACCGAGGAGAUGGCCAAGUACUUCCAUAUGUCGCAGCGCGAGGCCGCGCAGCAGCUCGGCGUGGCCACCGUCACCAUCAAGCGCAACUGCCGGCGCCUCGGCAUCGUAUGGCCCUACCGCCUCAUGAAGUCCAAGAAGCACGCCAUCAAUUGGUCGGCCAUCUCGCGCGAGGACGCCCAGCGCAUCCGCCAGGAGCGCGCGCUGGAGCGGGCCAAGGCCGGUCGCUCGCCGUCCAGCCGCGACCGCAGUCGUAGCCGCUCACCGUCGGCUUGCCGCUCGGUCGCCGCCACCGACGACGAGGCCGCCGCCACGGCCAUGACCCUGCUCAGCCAGAGCAGCAGCAGCAUCAGCGUCGAGCUCACGGAGGCCGGCCGCGCCUUCGCUCGGCUGCCGCUGGACUGCAUGGACAGCUCCGACUGCUAG